UUCAAAGUGAACGAAGCCUUUUUCCCCAAAAAUACUCUCUCACACGCUCUUACCCACAUUUCUUCCUUCUUCUCUUAGAGAAACCCGGCGGCGGGUUAAUGGCAAGUCCCGACACGGCGGAGUCGACACCGGCGGCGGCGACGGAGGAGGAGGCUCAUCCCUAUGCUUUUCAUGUAUCUGGACCGCGCAAUGUUAUUUCUCCUAAUUGGCGAGAUCUCAUUAAUUCGAGUUGGAAGGACGGGAAUUACAAAAGAACCGUGGUUGCAUGUUUUAUCCAAGCAGUUUACUUGCUUGAACUAGACAGACAAGAGAACAAAAGCAACAAAGAAAACGCACUGGCUCCCAAAUGGUGGAUCCCCUUCAAAUACAAGCUAGUACAAACCUUGAUAGACGAAAGAGAUGGUUCCAUAUUCGGUGCAAUACUGGAAUGGGAUAGAUCAGCAGCCAUGGCUGAUCUAGUCCUCAUCAGACCCAGUGGUGCACCAAGGGCUGUUUUAGCACUAAGAGGUACAUUACUCAAAAGCCCGACGAUCAGACGGGACAUCGAGGACGACCUUCGGUUUCUCGCUUGGGAGAGCCUAAAGGGUUCGGUCCGGUUUAACGUAGCUUUGAAGGCACUAAAAUCAGUGGCUGAGAGUUAUGGAAGCAGCAAUGUCUGUAUUGCUGGGCACUCCUUGGGCGCUGGGUUUGCUCUACAAGUGGGGAAGGCCUUAGCUAAAGAAGGAAUCUACGUUGAAACUCAUUUGUUCAAUCCACCUUCUGUUUCAGUGGCUAUGAGCUUGAGGAACAUAGGGGAAAAGGCUGAGUUUGCUUGGAAGAGGAUCAAAUCAAUGCUUCCUUCAGGGAGUGAAACUACAGGGAAUAGCAGCAUGGAAGGGGAAAAGGCCAGUGGAGGGGGAGCUGGUUUCAAGAACUGGGUAGCAAAUCUAAACAGGUUGAAGAAUCCUGGGGUGGGAAUUGGGAAGUGGGUCCCACAUAUAUAUGUAAAUAAUAGUGAUUAUAUAUGCUGUUCAUAUACUGAAUCAGAUCAAGUAGAGAAAAGCAAUGAAGGGAAAGAGAAUGUUAAUCCUAAAAAUGGGAAAGCAGCUGCAGCAGCUGCAGCAGCGAAGUUGUUUGUGAUGUCUAAGGGAAAGCAGAAGUUUCUUGAAGCUCAUGGAUUGGAACAAUGGUGGUCUGAUGAUUUGCAGCUUCAGCUAGCUCUUCAUGAUAGCAAGCUUAUAAGCAGGCAGCUUAGGUCUCUGUACCCUAUGUCAACAGGACAGCCAAUACAGGGAAAUCUUUAUGGAAUUUUGUGGCUAAAUAACUCGUUUUUUACUUUGGGAUAUGUCGGUAUAGUUCUUUGGGUGUCGUGUCUCGUGUUUGUUGCUUCAUUUGGAUUGUGUUCAUCGUGAAUAUAUGAGGUUUCUCUUCGUGAUUUUUU
Messenger RNA from Cucurbita moschata (crookneck pumpkin), 1420 nucleotides. RefSeq names its product GDSL esterase/lipase At4g10955. NCBI's taxonomy places the organism in Eukaryota, Viridiplantae, Streptophyta, Magnoliopsida, Cucurbitales, Cucurbitaceae. Bases 99 to 1391 code for a protein of 430 amino acids. The transcript is spliced from 3 exons. The record is from RefSeq and is a predicted model, not a curated record.